Messenger RNA from Anopheles merus, 3868 nucleotides. RefSeq names its product dynein intermediate chain 3, axonemal-like. The transcript has 5 exons. Gene Ontology annotation, biological process: cilium movement involved in cell motility; inner dynein arm assembly. Lineage: Eukaryota; Metazoa; Arthropoda; Insecta; Diptera; Culicidae. The coding region runs from base 1 to 3537 and encodes 1178 amino acids. Gene Ontology annotation, molecular function: dynein heavy chain binding; dynein light chain binding. The record is from RefSeq and is a predicted model, not a curated record. Gene Ontology annotation, cellular component: inner dynein arm.
AUGACCGCGAAUUUGUUAGCUGCACGUCGGAAACCAUCCGCAUUCAAACUGGCCGGGAAAGGUGUGGCCCAGCUGAAGUCCUCCUCGUCGAACGAGGCGAAGAGUGACACCUAUUCGAAGCACAACUUCGAACCGGACGACGAGGAGGUGUCGAUGAUAUUCGGGUUCGAGGAAAACGAUGCCCGCCAGAAGCUGCACAGCUUUCCGAAAUGCUCGCGCUUGGUAAUCAGCCCCGAUCUGCAGGCCGAGCUGGGGAUGGAGAUCGGUACCGCCGUCAGCGUGGAGCACCCGUGGAAGGAGAUCAAGAAGGAGAUGCUGGAGGACCAGCUGCCGGGGAAGACGAAAGUGCAGCGCCAGCUGAAGGACAAGCUCAAGGACAUGGAACCGGGCCGGAUGAUACUGGUGGGCUACCUGCCCGACCAGAGCACCGAGGAGGAGGACCUGUUCGCCGUCUUCACCGACCACAAGGAGACGCGCGAGGCCCGCGAGCUAAUCCGCCGGCUGGAGCUGGUGGAGCGGCUCUCGGCGGCGGCCGCAAUGCGCAAGAAGGCCCGCCGCUGGCAGACGCGCGGCAGCGAGCAGGACGUGGAAAACUUCAUCCCGCUCAAGCGCACGAACGUGGUGAACGUGGAGUCGCAGAGCAUCUUUCCGGCGCAGCGCGCCAGCUCGUACCGGUUUCAGCUGCGCCUGGUGGCGGACGCCCGCGACGGCUACGUGGAGCUGGUCCCGAAGACCGCCUUCCACAACAUUGUGCGCAAAUCGAUCGACUUCGGGGUGCAGCUGCGGCCGGAGAAGGUGCACAAGUUCCAGCAGACCGAUCCCACCUUUCCGACCAACGCCUGGUCGCAGUAUCUGUACGAGAUCGGGAGCGAACCGCAGCUGGCGUCGGUGGGCACCGGCGCACCGGCGAGCGCUCCCGCCACCAGCCCACCGGCCGCCGUGUGCCCCAGCAGCCACGUCGAGCAGCUGCUGCAGACGCUGGAGUUUAACCAGAUCGACAUGUACCGGAACGACUAUCCCAUCAUCUCGCGCCACCGGUCCAUCGCCAAGUACGAGACGCCCGCGGUCGAGGAAACGAUGUGCUUCAUGGACCGGUCGACCUGCGCCAACCGGCACGUGUCUGCGAUCGAGUGGCAUCCGCAGCUGGCGGGCACGUUCGUCGCCGCCUACGUCCAUCACAUCCCGAGCGUGCAGAUGGCGGUGCCGGGAGCGGCCAGUUCGCCCGAGCUGGAGGGAGUCGUUGGCAAGCGCACCGUACCGACGGGUGCGACGGUCGGACCGGCGGGCCGCGAGGACGCCGUCAACCGGCUCGUCUUCGAGAAGUGUCCCGUGCUGGGGUGGAGCUUCGAGGAAUCGCUCGUGCCGCGGCUGUGGUUCGAUUCGCCCCGCGAAGUGACGGCACUGUCCUUCUGUCCUUACGACGGCCGCCUGCUGGUGGGCGGCCUGUCCAGCGGCCAGCUCGCGAUCUGGGAGCUGACGGACGCCCAGCUGGAACACAUCGGGCCGCGAACGAGCGGCCGCGAGCCCGCGAGACACCACGGACAGCAUCCAACGCCGGAGCAGUACCGCAGCGAGAUCAAGUCGCUGCUCGGCAACGCCAACAGCACCAGCCGCCUGCUGGCCCGUGGCCCAGCGGCCAGCCCUAGCGGCCCGGCCGGCAUCGUGCACGGCGCGGAAGCGCCGGAAACGCCGUGGCACGUGCGCCCGGCCGUCAUCAGUGCCCUCGAGCGGUCGGCACGCAAACCGAUCACCGUGAUCCGCUGGCUGCCACAGAACUACCACUGCGCCCCGACCGGGCAGCUGCGCGCCAACGGUGCCGAGGACGGUGCGGGGCGAUUCCUGCUGACGGGCGCCCUGGACGGUACCGUGUCGCUCUGGAAUCUGGACCUGCCCGUCCCGGCGGCACUCACCGCCCCCGCCGCCGCCACCAUCGCCGGUGAGCCUACGACGCGUGGGCUGGCCCGGCUCAACCACGUGUUCCACCCGACCUAUCGGGUGCGGUGCGAGCUGCCGCUCGUGGCGCUGGCGCUCGACGAACAGCCGAUAUCGCUCCGGGCGGGCGGCGGGGUCGGCGGCUUCCAGCUGCCACCGGUCAUCUGCCACCAGGCGUUCAUUGCCGGCACCCUGCUCGGUGGGCUGUUCUGGGGCAAGUGGGACGGGUACGAGUUCGAUCAGGGUGCGAUCGUGAACGAGGAGCCGGUGCGCGACCAGGACACCUUCGCCGCGGUACACGACGGGCCGCUGGUGGCAAUCGUGCGCAACCCGUUCGUGCCGGACGUGCUGCUGACCGCGGGCGGCACCGUGCUCGCCCUCUGGACGGCCGAUUGCCGCCAGUCGCCCAUCUUCUGGCGCCCGAAACCGGCACCCGUGACUACCUGCGUCUGGAGUCUCGACCGGCCGUCCGUGUUCUAUGUCGGGCUGGCGAACGGUGAUCUGGAGAUUUGGGAUCUACAAAUACACACGUCCACCGCCUGCGUCACACUCAACCUCGGCGCGAACGUGCUGUCGAUCGUAACGCAGCAACAGCAUCGCCGCAUCCCCCAGCGCCACCUGGCGGUGGCCGACGGCAGCUGCAACGUGCGGCUGCUCAGCAUCCCGGCCGCCUUCGCCGAACCGCGGCCGGGCGAGCGGAAGCGCUUUCGGCAGCUGAUACGGGCGGAGCUGGCCCGGAAGCACGACCAGGACGCGUGGGUCCAGCGGUACUACGAGCAGAACCGGGAGCAGAUCGAGGCGAAGCUGCAGGCCGAACGGGAGGCCCGCGAGCUUGCCGAGCGGCUCGAGGUGGAGAAGCAGGAGCACGACGACUUCCUGCGCCGGCAGGCCAUCGAGGAGGCGAAGAAGAAGGCGAUACGGGACGCGGAAAAGCGGGUGGACCUAAGCCGCCGGCUGGAGGGCCGCUGGCGGUCGCGCUACUACCGGGCCCUCAUCCGCACCAUGAUGGCCCGGCGGCACCUCAGCCCGGAGCUGCUCGCCAAGCAGAUGCACCCGGAGCGGGAGCGCCGCCGGUACGACGUGCGCAAGCGGGCAACGAUCGGCGAGAGUGUGGCCGCUGCCCCGGAAGACUAUCGGCGCGUGCAGCAGUCGCUCGAGGGGGGCGAUAAAACGCAACCGCCGGGAGCGGCACUGACGCCGGCCGAGGAGGGUGCCCGGUUGCGGGAAACGGUCCGGGCUCGGUUUCGCGAGGAGCUAAGCGACUACCCGCGCGUCAGCUGGGAGGCGCAGGAGGUGCUGCGCAACUUCCGGCUGCCGGCUGAGCUGGACAGUGUGGUGAGCAUCGUGGCGAAGGGACGGGCACGCCGCGAGCUGGUGCUGUCGGACGACCGCGGCAACCUGGAGCAUCUGGCGGCGUACCUGGCGAAGCAGACGGCCCGCGGCUCGGCAGCCGGCUGCGGAGACGGGCCGGCCAACGGGGACGAGACGACGAGCACCGUUACGAAUGGCAGCCCGGAGGGCCGUCGGACAGUCGGGUUGCAGCGCGCCCGCUCGGUCACGUUUAUGGACGACGUGCCCAAGCCCAGCCCGGACUUGCCGGGCUAGGCACAAGGGCGCUGGUGUGCAACGGGACUCGAACCGGCCAGAGUCCCGUUAGGAGAGAUUGCUUUUCGGAGAGGGGAGGCGCCCGUAACAUGACAAACCGAAAGGCAGCCGAAGUUCGAGCUAUUGUUCUGGAUUUUCGGUCUAGCGGUACUUGUCGCGCCAUACCAGGUGACGUCAGCGACCAACCUCGGAUACAAUGUUGAGCAGAAGUUGCAGUCUAAAGGUUUCACGGACCAGGAGGUGAUGCAGAGAUGCCGAGGAGCUGAUGGAAUUCCAACGCCGGACGGACUGGGAAAUACAUUCUAGCCAAUUUCUAGUUAAAGCAAAACGA